Molecule: messenger RNA, 3285 nt
Organism: Sycon ciliatum
Lineage: Eukaryota; Metazoa; Porifera; Calcarea; Leucosolenida; Sycettidae
Exons: 8
Coding region: 276-2840 (854 amino acids)
Biological process (GO): cristae formation
Cellular component (GO): MICOS complex
Source: RefSeq, a predicted model, not a curated record
GAGAUACCCUGACAUCAUGGACAUAGUUUACAGAGAAGUGUUCGUGGUGUGAUUUACUUCGCUAGCUUCUGCGCUCUGGUGAGAACUAGUAGUAGUACAUUGGGUCCCUGCCCGGCCGUGGAGGGUACACUUGUCGUUGGUGAAUUGUUCCCUGCAAAAUGGUACAGCUGGUUCCUCCUAACUUUUCGAAGAUUUAGAGUUUGACCUGUUCUCUUUACUGGAAUUCGUAUUGUUCCAUCUUCCUUGGGGGUAGUGUUUCAAAGAUUGAAGCAGACAUGUCUUUUCUGGCGCGUUCCCAAUACAUCCCACGCUUUGCAAGAGCUGGCAGGCCUGUGUCAAUCUCAUGUGUACGAUUGGCAAGUUCAACUUCACCGCCAGUGCCACCUUCUUCAGCAGGCACAGGUCAUAAGUCACCAGGCGAUGCACCACCUACAGCACCCGCCCCGCAACGCGUAGCAACAAACAGCAAUGGGCCUUCAGGUGCACCAGCCCCACAGCCAGCUCCUAGUUCCUCCACAGCAUCAUCAUCAUCCCCAUCGUCGUCCUCCUCGUCGUCUUCAUCAUCUUCGGGUAACAGUGGUAAUGGUGGUGCGCCACCACCUCCCCCUGAUCCUCCCAAAGUCAGUCUCUUGGAAAGGUAUCGGGUUCUGUUCAUUGGAACGCUGGCCGUGAUCAGUGUGUCAUUGGUGCUGCCCAACUUCAUUGCUUACCAAGCUGUGCAAGAUGCUCGCAAGAAGAGAGACAGCAAUGGCCUGCCCAGAAGCUCACCCUCAUCCAGUAAUGAAGAGGAAACCUUUGCCUCCGAACGUUCCGUUUCCGACUAUCAGAAUUCCAGCAAGGUGACGCCGGUAUUGGCCACUUCAGUGGCAGCAGUGAGCACUGGAGCCAUGCUUGCUGAUUCUGAUACUGCUCCAGCAGAAGUGGUUACCAGCGAUGACGGCGACGAGACCAAGGGUGCUGCCGGUGGCGCCGCCAGUUCACGCUCCAGUGCCCAGUCGAAGAGCGAAAAUAAUGCCGUCGCCGCUGACUCCACGUAUGUGCAGUCCGAGAAUGCCACCACACCUGCUGAGCAGGACACGGGAAAGUCAUCCGAAUCACCGGCUGACUCACAUGCCCAAUCGGUCACCGAGUCUACCCAGACCGACAAGGCUGCGACUGACAAGGUGCAUGGUGGCAUGAACGAACAAGAACUCGAGGCGCUCGCCACCCAGCUCAAACAGAAACUAGAAUCUUCCAAGAAGGAGGCAGUACAGAACGUGGACGAUGCAUUGGUGAAUGUGAAUGAAGUUGUUACUCUGGCUCAGGGCCUCUAUAAGUCGGCUGUUGACAGCAUCAAAGAGCUGACAAUGCGUAAUUUCAGAUCCAUUGAGAUCAUGGUGAAGGGCGAUGCUAGCGAUGUCCUGGCAGAGAAUGAAGCCAGUAUCAAUCAACUACGCCAGGAACUUGCAGACUGCCAGAGCAAGGUUGAAGAUGUCUGUACCAAUUUGCCUGCCCGGGUUGCCGCCUUAGACCGGGCAGCAUCCGUUGUUCAGGCACAGGGUGACGUUGCCGCGGCGAAUGCGGCCAGUCAGCAGGCGAGUGAUGCACUGAAGUCGCUGCAUGCCGAAGCAGAGCAGGUAGCACAGGCUCGGGCAGAUCUGGCUGUGAUGGAGGAGUACUAUCGCCAAGUGAAGGAUCGUAUUGCACGCUACCAACAGCACAUGUCUAGUCUGCAAUCUGCUCAACUAGAGAUCCUGCACAAAGCGGCUAAAUCUGAAGAUGAGACCGAGUCUUCCAAUGAUCAGCAGCAGCAGAGUGUCUACGGACGCGAUGUACAGACAUUGCUCUCUUACGCUCAACAGCGCGUGGAUGUCAUGGAGCAGAAGCUCUCAUCGGGACAGGAGCGCCAGGCCAAGGACGUCACUGUCCUUCUGGAGCAGCAGCGUGCUGAAGAUGCACGUGUCAUGCAGCUGAAGCUGGAUCACUUGCGCCAGCAAAUGGAGCGCGAGCAUGCUGAAGACCUACAGGCCAAGGAUGUUGAGGCGCGGUACCGCCUGGAAGAGGAGCUCAAGUUGCAGAUGAAGCGCCAGGCAGCGGCGCACACGGAUCACUUGCAGUCCUCACUGCAGACCCAGGCCAAGCAGUUGACCGAUGACUGGCGCUGGGAGCUGGAGUUGGAGCUGCGUGCCCAGGCCGUACACCACGACCGUUCAGUGCAAGCCUUGUCCUCACAAGUGCAGCAUGCCCGUGACCUGCUGCUGAGUACAGCUGACACUGUGCAGUCUAACCAUAGCUCACACAAGCUCUGGCAGACGUGUAGUUCCCUGUGCGACAGCAUGGCCAACGCCAAGGCAUGCCCAGCGCUGCGCCCAUUCGUUGACGAUGUUCGCACGCAGGUAGGUGGCGAUAGUUUCAUCUCUGCUGCCCUCGACUCGAUACCUGCACCAGCUCUGGACACCACCUUGCAAAGUGAACCUAUUCUCCGCCAGCGCUACGAAACCCUUCGCCGCAACUGCCAACGAGUUGCAAUGGUCCCAGAGGAUGCUGAGAAUGGAUUCUGGACAUACUCUAUGUCGUACGUUCGCUCCUGGUUUGUCUUUCCACGCCGUAACCUGUCCUUGGAUACCGUCGACCUCUCGAGCAUGGAUACCAUUGAUUUGUUGGCCCUGUGCGAUAGGGAAAUGAGAGAAGGUAGCUUUGAAGUGGCUGUCCGUGUGCUCAAUCAGCUGCGUGGCCAGCCACGUGUGCUUGCCCAGGACUGGCUAGAUAAGGCAAGGCUGCUGCUGGAGACACGCCAGGCGCUUGCUCUCAUCCAAUCGCAGCUCCUGCUGGGUGCGUCACCUUCCUCUGCUGGCCUGUAGUGCAUCACGCAGCUUGGCACGAUGAAAUCUGCCAGCGCGUCUUUAGCUGCGGUAAGCAUACUUGCUGUGUCUGUUUGUAUGCUUUGUUUAGUGCUGGUGUGUAUUCAGUGUUGCUAUACCCUUUCCUUUUCCUCUUCCCUGUUGGUACUCCAGUAUGGUAGUAGUAUUCAGUAAUGAAGUUGUAAUGUUUUGACUCGUCCAUGGAUAUGUAUCUCUUGCCUAUAUCAUAGACCAAGCUACUUCGCGCCGGGAGUAGUUGCUUGUACAUAGAGUUUGCUCCGCUACUUGUACAAAUCAUGUGCCGCCGUUCAUUGCUAUCUUCAGCAUGCAUAUCCGCUUUUAUGUUGUACAUUCCCUCACACUCCUCCCUCCCAUGAGUUGCUGUUAUUUUCUGAUGAGAUUUGCUAUGAUUUUUUGCUCACUGAUAAGUAAUCAGUUUGGAAUG